This is a messenger RNA of Fusarium pseudograminearum CS3096, 312 nucleotides long. RefSeq lists its product as uncharacterized. The coding region runs from base 1 to 312 and encodes 103 amino acids. The transcript has a single exon. NCBI's taxonomy places the organism in Eukaryota, Fungi, Ascomycota, Sordariomycetes, Hypocreales, Nectriaceae. The record is from RefSeq and is a predicted model, not a curated record.
AUGCCUACUGCACCAGGAACCCUCGUUCGCAACGGUGCCAACAAGAUAACCCUCACGUUCUCUGUUGACGGCGUGCAAUUUACUUUUGUGGGAGUUAUGGACCCCGCUAUGCCGCCUUUCAACGCAAACCAAGUCACCCUUACAUACAACAGUGUCAAUGAACUGAGUUCUACAGUAUCAUUCGAUGGAAAAAUCGGACCAGAGCACUUUAGAUUGAACCUCAGUAACGGUGUCACCGCCAAGGGUGAUCUUGACUUCCCCCUCAGCCCUGCCUCGCUCGUCAGCGGAUCCGGCACGUGGACGCAGAACUAA